AUGGUCAACCCCCAGGAUUUGCUGGAUUGGUAUGACGGCCUCUACUCUCGUACUGUGGACCUCGUAGGCGACUAUGCGGGCGACGAACUAUUCAUCAUCGAAGGAGACUCAUUGCUUCUCCAUUCGUUUUCAGACGAUAAACUCGACUUCUCGCCAGGUCUUCAACUGCUCCAUGCGACAUACAUCGUGGAAAACUUCCUUCGGGCUCUCCUUCAGCGGAAAUGCAAAUUUAAUCUCGCUUUCUUCAACAAACAUGCGCACUUGUGCAUUCCACGGAAUACUCCGGCUCAACUGCGCUCCAGGUAUCUCCUUGCUCGGGAGGCAAUCAUUCAACACUUCAAGUGCAAUAUUUCUCUCACGACCUCAUCCUUGGAAGUCAAAGUAUUCGACUCGUAUUCUUCUCAAGACUUUGACAAGUAUUUGGCAUCAACAGGGGCAUAUUUCUUCAUGUGCCAUGACGGCUCUUUUCCAUCAUUGCAUGUUCAAGACAAGUCGGAAGAUGACGGUGACAAUACAGCUCGUACUUCAAAACAAGACAAAGCGCCUGGUCAACCAAUGUCCCAAGAGACUCGAUUUGACUACGCUCGGAAAGUGGCAUUGCGCCGGAUGAUCCACUGGUUCAUCGGUCACAGUUACAAUAUUGCUCUCGUCACCACGGUGGAUUUCCGGGACACGAAGGUAAUGGCAAUGAUUGUCGAGGGCACCAGAAUGCGAGUGAGCCAGCCCAUGCGGACGCAAAGUAACACAUCUCAAGUAUCUGCCGCCUCCGAGGUGGAAUCCCAAGCCGAAUCCGGACCAAGAUCCCCGGACCCAGACCGCGCAGACUGUACUGAUUACCAUGCGGUCGAAAAUAACGAUUGCAACGAAAAAAGUGAGAACUAUGUACCGGACACAAUGCAGAAUGGAAAUCAAACCGAAGCGAAUAUCCACCUGCUGCUAGCAGAAACCCUCGCGGAGAUACUGAGGAUUCUCGAGCGUACGAAGAAGCCGCCUCGAUCACAACGGGAUCUGUUGGUAGUCACAGCCCUGAGUCUCAUGUUCAGAUCCGGCAAAAAUGGCGCCGCUGCUGUACGAGAAACAUGUGCAAUGCUCCUACAUACGAUCGUGGUGCGGGACUGUCGUCUCUGCGAUCGCGCUCUCGACAAUACAAGCACGGGCACCAAUUCGAGUUUCUUGACAGACUUUGUCGACAUAUCCCGCAGCAUUCUGGUGUCGGACACCUGGCAAAGAAAUGUCCUGCGUCAAGCGCUACCGUGUGACCUCGCUGAUAUGCUUGAUGGGAGGCUAUUCCUCAACAUUGCGUCCUCACUUCAGUGGGCACCCGGUCGAGCCACUCUCGGUCCUUCCAUGUUUUCGUCAUUCAACCACCUUAUGUCUCUUCUGAAAGACACUUGCGCCAUCAAUGUGCAGCUUGAGCUAGAGGCCUCGGGGCUCCCCGUUGGACAAGACGUUCGCUUCAACAUAACAACGCAAUCGACCCAGGGCACAAAGAAGAUCAUACCCACGAACGGAUGUGAGGUUCGGACCACAGUCCUCCCUUUCAAUAACCCGGUAUUCAAUCCCCACCUGGGGCCCAUACAGCUUACCAUAGACGUGUCCGCCAGUCAAGAGAACACAUCACGAAUUUUCAAGGAGCUCAGCCACUGGCAUAACCAUCGACAGCCCAUCGACCAGAAAGCCAUUCGGGCGAUGACAGAUUGGCAGAAGGCCCGUGCAAAUCGACGGAAUCAGUUUUUCAUGAAGGAGACCAGGGACUACGCCGCGAGCCUGACCAAUGCUAUCGGAGGGGUUUUGGAGCCGGAAACUAUCAUUGUAGAGAAACCAACGGGGGGCCCAGCAAAGAGACAUGGGUCCUCCAAUAGGGUGAAGCCUGAGAAAAAGACAACUCAUGUUGAAAAGAGCCAGGGCUCUCGAGCCAAUGUCAAAGAGCUCGCCACCGCAAUGGUUCUGGAGAAGCGGAGCAAGGACACAGCCAAACUGGUGGAUGCGUGGAAUGCCACGAGAAUCGAACUGGUCAAAGAGUCAAACCUCACGUCCCGCUUUCUCAAGGUCAAGAACCAUCUGAGCAGCCUGGCCGGAAACAAGCGAGAAGCGGUCGAGGCCGAUGUGUCGGUAUACAUGCUCAGUAUUCUGAUUGAGAUGUGGACAUUGAGAUGUGCGAACGAGGAACGAGCUCAUGCGAUGCCCAUCAUGGGAUUGAUUUGGAACCAAAUCCUCCAGAUCAAAAAACUAGAGCACGGCAUCACGACGAGGGUGGCAGCAUACGUAGCCAACACGAUCAAGACUCUUGGUUUGCCAGCAUUGGAGCCGCUUCAAGUCCACGAAAGGAACAGCACUGGCUCCACAACCGUAUUGUUCGAGCCCAAGAGAGACGCCGUGGGCAUUCAACUAUCUCCACUGGAAUUCCAGCUCGUCCACGCCGGCCCGUUCUUUGACCGGGACAUGGGCUCCGCGCCAGAUCGUCGAGUCCGUGAUUUUGAGCCAGACAAGUGGCAGCGAGACGUGCUGGACCAGAUCGAUCGGAAGAGGAGUGUCUUUGUUGUCGCCCCGACCAGCGCUGGAAAGACGUUUAUUUCGUUUUACGCCAUGAAGCAGAUCCUCGAGGAGGACGAUGACGGGGUGCUGGUCUACGUCGCGCCGACUAAAGCCCUUGUCAACCAGAUCGCCGCAGAGGUCCAGGCCCGAUUCUCCAAGACGUUCAAGUUUCCCGGGAAGUCGGUCUGGGCUAUACACACGCGCGACCACCGCGUCAACAACCCGACGGGGUGUCAGGUGUUGGUCACGGUCCCGCACAUGCUGCAGAUCAUGCUUCUCGCCCCGACCAAUGCGACGAGUUGGUCUUCCCGGGUCAAACGUAUCAUCUUCGACGAGAUUCACUGUAUCGGCCAGGCCGAUGAUGGAGUCGUUUGGGAACAGUUGUUGCUUCUCGCUCCGUGCCCCAUCAUCGCACUCUCAGCGACGGUCGGGAACCCGCAAGAAUUCAGCAAUUGGCUGAGCAAGACUCAGGAGACCAACGGGAUCCAACUCGAGAUGAUAGAGCAUCACCACCGUUACUCAGAUCUCCGCAAGUAUCUCUACAGUCCGCCCCAGAAGUUUCUCUUCAAUGGCCUGUUUGUCCGUCCGCAACUCCCGAGUGUUGGAAUUGACAACGCCACCGGUGUGAGUUUCAUGCAUCCCGUUGCAAGCUUGGUUGAUCGUUCGAGGGGCAUACCCGACGAUCUAACUCUCGAACCGCGGGACUGCUGGACGUUGUGGAACGUCAUGAAAAAGCAUGAGACCCAGGCAUUCCCCGUGGACGAGUCACUGAACCCUUCGAAUUGCUUGCCGCAGAUUGUACGCAAGGUCGACAUUAUCGAAUGGGAAGCCAACCUCAAGGCCCUUCUGAAGACUUGGGUAGACGACCGCGAAUCACCUUUCGAGAUUGUCCUGAGAGAGCUGGAGCAGCCCGUGAGAAGCGCACGACGAGCAGCGUUGCAAACAUCUUCGGGUAAAGUCGACGAAGACGAGAUAUCUCGCCCGGUUCAAGAGGAUGACUUCCUCGAUACCACCAUGCCUCUUAUCUGCUCGCUCCACGACGAGGCUGCCCUUCCCGCACUGUUUUUCAAUUACGACCGGAAUGCAUGCGAACUCAUCUGUCGGCGCCUCCUCCGGGAGUUGCAGACGGCAGAAUCCCGCUGGAAGGCAUCGAGCAGAACGUGGCACACCAAAAUCAGCAGCUGGGAAGCCUGGAAGCUCAACCAACAGAAGCAGAAUAAGAAGAAGGCACCCAAGAAGACCAAGGGAGGAAAUGCCGACGACGAACCAACCACACGGGCUGAGAGGAUGCGGGAGGCAAACUCGGAGGAGUCAAAUAUCCUGGAAUCUUUUAAUCCUAAUGACCCCGUGGAGGGAUUCCACCUGGCUGAUAUGAAGAAGGUCAGCGCCACCGACUUUAGGGAUUAUGCAAAGGAGCUCGAGAAGCGCUUUGUGUCGGACUGGCUGAUUGAUGCCCUGAGGCGAGGCAUCGGGGUCCAUCACGCAGGCAUGAACCGCAAGUACCGUCAAGUGUGCGAGAUGUUGUUCCGCAAGGGCUACUUGCGUGUGGUCAUAGCCACGGGGACACUGGCCUUGGGUAUCAACAUGCCCUGCAAGACGGUUGUUUUCUCUGGAGACUCGAUCUUUCUGACGGCCCUCAAUUUUCGCCAGGCGGCGGGUCGAGCGGGACGGCGAGGGUUCGACGUGCUGGGCAAUGUGGUCUUCCAAGGAAUCCCAUACUCAAAGGUCUGCCGGCUGCUCAGCUCGAGGCUCCCAGACCUUAACGGCCACUUUCCCAUCACCACUAGCCUGGUGUUACGUCUCUUCAUCCUGCUGCACGAAUCGAAACAGGCUGCGUAUGCUGUCAAGGCGAUCAAUUCGAUCCUAUCAUGCCCGCGCAUCUACCUCGGUGGCCCGGAAUCGAAACAUACCGUCUUGCAUCAUCUGCGGUUCUCUAUCGAAUACCUCCGUCGUAACCAGCUGUUGGACGUCUCUGGUGCCCCUCUCAACUUCACUGGUUGUGUGUCUCACCUGUAUUACACGGGAAAUGCAAGUUUUGCCUUCCACGCCUUGCUCAAAAGCGGGUAUUUCAGCAGACUUUGUCGGCCAAUCCAUGGUAAGAAGGGACAAGACUUGCACACCUUGAUGCUUGUCAUGUCGCACCUUUUCGGUCGUCGGUAUCUGAGACAGUCGGUUUCGGAGUCCCGCCGCAACGAAGCACGGUGGUCGUCUUCACUCGUCAUCCUUCCACCUAUGCCAAAAGAGGCAGCGAGAGUGCUGUUGGCCCACAACGACCAAACACUCGACGUAUAUUCUGCGUACGUGUCAACCUACAUUGACCAGCACGUCAAAAAACCUGACCACACCUUGCCACUCACUGGACUGAAAUGCGGUGGAGACACGCCAUUGGAGGAUAUCGGCGUGUCUGUCUCUUGCCUCCCGCCGCCUCGAAUCAACUCAGCUUUCGUUGCUCUCUCGGGCCACCGAGACGAGUGGAAGAGUGUGUCUGAUCUGUGUAAGAUGGUCCGCAGUGGUGUCUGGCUGGAGGAGGCCGUGGUUCCCUAUGUAGGGACGUACCCUGACGAGAGCGCUGCGCUGUUGAAUGCUUACCUUUACGACUUCUUCAAACAUGGCAAUGUGGUUGCCCUCGAGAAAGAGAACAGCAUUCGCAAAGGAGAAAUCUGGUUUGUCCUCAACGACUUUUCUCUUGUCCUCGCCACCAUCGUGACCAGUCUAGAAAAUUUCCUGAAGCUCUCCUGGUCAGCGGGGAACGAGACGGGCGAUAUCAUGGGCUUUGGUGACGUGCGAGAGUCGGAGCUUGAUGAUAAAGCCGUGGAAAUCAGCCUGGAUAACAAAGCCACUCCCAGCCAAUGGGCGCCGUCAAGUCAAGAGCCGUCCAAGCAGGAAUCUACCGCUACAAAGGCGGCAUCUAAUCCUGGGAAGACGAAGCUGGUUGACAGUUGGGAAGACGAAUUGAGCGACAACGACACCUCGGCCGAAACCAACGGAGCCAUCCCGGAGACCAUGGGUGACGCGUUCAAAGCUGCCAAAGCGGAGAAGAAGGGUCAUGCGACCGAUACCAGGAAUACGAAGAAACAGCCGAAGGCAUCCAAGGCAGAGACGGAAGUGUUCGAGUUUGGCGAGGAGGGAAACUUGAUGCACGUUUUGAUGGCGUUCACCAGCCUUCAGCAGGAGUUUAAUGAGAAGUUCAGGGCAAUGUGGGCAUAA
Molecule: messenger RNA, 5742 nt
Organism: Fonsecaea nubica
Lineage: Eukaryota; Fungi; Ascomycota; Eurotiomycetes; Chaetothyriales; Herpotrichiellaceae
Exons: 3
Coding region: 1-5742 (1913 amino acids)
Cellular component (GO): cytoplasm
Molecular function (GO): nucleic acid binding; ATP binding
Source: RefSeq, a predicted model, not a curated record